Molecule: messenger RNA, 1092 nt
Organism: Drosophila ananassae
Lineage: Eukaryota; Metazoa; Arthropoda; Insecta; Diptera; Drosophilidae
Gene: Jhbp1
Exons: 4
Coding region: 253-993 (246 amino acids)
Source: RefSeq, a predicted model, not a curated record
CGUCGGGACUUAAGCUCCGGUUUGCAUCUCGUUUUAUUUUCCCCACGGGGCUUUAAAAUCGCUGAUCGACCGGCGGCUGGCUCGCAGUUUGCGUUCUCAGCUUCGCGUUAACGGACGUUGGACCAACUACCAAGACUCCAAAGUGCACAAAUAAAAUCCACAAAAAUAUAUACCCAUCCUCGUUGUGUGGUACAAUCUUAUAAGCUUAAAACCUUUAACUAAGCUGCUCAGUUGUGAUAUUAAAUAGCCGCAAUGCUGAGAUCCGUGUGCCUUAUUCUUGUGCUGCAGACCCUUUGGUUGGUUCAGGCUGAGACUCCCGCCUAUAUCAAACAGUGCCGUCGAGAUGACCCAAAGCUGGUGGACUGCUUUAUUGGGGCCAUUGAACACCUGAAGCCCUAUCUGGCCGAAGGCAUUCCUGCAAUCCAGCUUCCCUCUGUGGAACCCUUCAAGAUGGACACCCUGGCUCUGCAAUUGACCGAAGGACCCCAGGGCUAUAAGAUUACCCUUAAAAAUAUGGAGGCCUUUGGAGCCAGCAACUUCCAGGUCAAGUCCUUGAAACUGAGCGAAGGUAGCGAGCCCUUCAAGGCCAAGAUUGUGAUGCCCAAGCUGAAGAUUGAGGCCAAGUAUACCAGUUCGGGUGUCCUUCUGAUCCUGCCGGCUUCCGGGGGCGGAGACUUCCAUGCCGUGUUCGAAGGAGUGAGCGCUGACCUCACCGGAAAGACAUCCGUGCACGCGGCCAAGGGUGGAAACUACCUGCACAUCGAUGGCCUCAGUUUGGUCCUGGAUGUGAAGGAUGUCAAAAUGAGCAUUUCAGGAGCCUUCAAUAACAAUCGCAUUCUGCUCGAGGCCACGAAUCUGUUCCUGCGCGAAAACUCACAAAUCGUUCUGGAGGCCAUGCAGGCCCAGUUGCAGAAGAAGUUGGCCAGUGAGUUCGGCAAACUCGCCAACCAGCUCCUCAAGAACGUUCCUAUCGAGCAAUUCUACGUCGAUUAGGCUUAGACUCCUCAGUUGCUAGUGAAUAAGCCUAAUUUAAGGUCUAUUUAAUUGUUUUCGUUAAUACAAGUAUUAAAGUGCUAUGUGGAUAAAAAUUUA